Messenger RNA from Abrus precatorius (Indian licorice), 1462 nucleotides. RefSeq names its product ribokinase-like. The record is from RefSeq and is a predicted model, not a curated record. Bases 27 to 1229 code for a protein of 400 amino acids. Gene Ontology annotation, molecular function: kinase activity. NCBI's taxonomy places the organism in Eukaryota, Viridiplantae, Streptophyta, Magnoliopsida, Fabales, Fabaceae. The transcript has 11 exons.
ACCACGAACCGUUCCUCUCUGCUACGAUGGCUUGCAUGUUCAGUCCUUUCGGUGUAUUCAAUGGAAGCAUCCUCAACUUCAACUCACCUCAUUGCUUCAAUUUCCGUCGCACAACAAAAGUCAAAAUGUCCUCCGACGCCCUUCCUCCUCUUCCCGAUAACCGCAUCGUCGUUGGGUACGGAAUGACGACGGUGGAUUUUCUGGCCACGGUGGAUGGAUAUCCGAAACCAGACGACAAGGUGAGAACGACGUCUUUCAAGGUUCAAGGAGGUGGCAAUGCCGGCAAUGCUUUAACCUGUGCUGCUCGACUCGGCUUGAAACCCAGACUCAUCUCCAAGGUUGCAGAUGAUGCCCAAGGCGCCAGCAUUUUGGAGGAGUUAGAAGCCGACGGUGUCGAUACCUCCUUCAUUGUCGUAUCCAAAGGAGGUAGUUCAACAUUUUCGUAUGUGCUAGUUGACACCAAAACAAAAACUCGCACAAGUAUAUACACCCCAGGAGAUCCUCCCAUGAUGCCAGAUGACCUGUCCCAGUCAACAUUAUUCUCUGCUUUUGAUGGAGCAAAAUUGGUUUAUUUCGAUGGAAUGUUCCCCAAAACUGCUUUAUUUGUUGCCCAAGAGGCAGCUCGCAAUAAUCUUCCUAUUUUAGUUGAAGCAGAAUCACCAAGGGAAGGGUUGGAUGAGGUCUUGAAGCUUGCUGAUUUUGUUAUAUGCUCUACAAGGUUUCCACAGGCUUGGACACGAGCACCAUCUAUCCCGAGUGCACUGGUUUCCAUGCUUUUAAGGUUGCCAAAUAUCAACUUUGUGAUUGUGACUUUGGGUGAAGAUGGUUGUCUAAUGUUAGAAAGAAGUGAAAAUGUGGAUGCUGACAUAGAAGAAAGAGAUGUAGAGAGUUUCUUAGAAUUCUUUUAUAAAGAGAAAGAUGAUAGCUUGGCUAUACCUACCUGUUUAUCAUCGGCGGUGACCAAAUUCAGAGCAAAUGGAGUGGGGACAAUUUGUGGGAGAUUCUUUAUUGGAACAGCAGAGAAGAUACCAGAUUCUGAGCUGAUUGAUACAACUGGUGCUGGGGAUGCGUUUAUUGGAGCUAUUAUGUAUGCUAUAUGCGCAAACAUGGAUCCGGAGAAAAUGUUGCCAUUUGCUGCUCAAGUGGCAGCCGCCAAGUGUAGAGCUUUGGGAGCUCGAACUGGUCUUCCACAUCGUACAGAUCCACGCUUGGCAUCCUUUUUAUGCUAAAAAGAAACAAUCGGUUUUCCCCACCAAGGAAGCUCAACGCUCUUCCAUCUCUGCUUUUUGAUUCAUCAUGUUUACUUUGGGGGUCUUUGUUCAUGUCUUCUUGUAAGAUGUCCAGUAGUUGUACAUAAAAUCAUGAGUUCAGUGAUGUAGAUUACUUCUUUCAGUGUUGGAAUUGUUCUUUUGCUGAUGUAAACUCUCCUGCAACUAUCAAUUUUUUUAUUGAUCCUUUUAUG